AUGCUGUGCACUCAGGGUGUGGCCACCCUUCUGAUUCUGAUUUCCCUUCUGCUGCAAUUGGCUAGGGCAAAUCUCCCACCAGGCUGCUUGUCUGCAUCUGACAUCCUAAGCUGCAGCUCUCUGGGCCUAGAGCACAUACCAGUCGAGUUGCCUGUGACAGCUGCCACUCUGGACUUCAACCACAACCGGUUGACAAAGCUGGAAGAGGGCAGCUUUGCUGGGCUGCCUCAUCUCGAUACUCUGCGGCUGGCCCACAACCGUUUGACAAGGAUCUCCCCUGGAACCUUCAAGAAUACAAGCCACCUGCGCCACCUAGACCUGUCCUCCAAUCAGUUGCAUAUAUUAGAGCACCACUACUUCCAGGAGCUAGUGUGCAUAGAGGAGCUUCUGCUUUUCAAUAAUCGCAUCACCCGAGUGGAGAGUAAAGCCCUGACCAGCCUGAGCAACCUGCGUAAGGCCUACCUCAGCCACAAUCGUCUGACCGACUUCCCUUUUUUCUCCAUUCAGGAGCACAGCCACCCUUUUCUAGGAACACUAGACCUCAGCUCUAACCGCAUAACUAGGUUACCCCUGGAGGACAUUGCAGCCUUGCCAGUAUCAGUGCAGCGUGGACUUUUCCUGCACAACAACACUCUGAUCUGCGAAUGUUCCAUGUACAGCAUGUUUCGGCACUGGGAACAGAAAGACUUCAUCUCGGCCAAGGAGUACAGGGAGGAGCACACCUGUCUGGUGUACGGGGAAAGACGUGCCUCAAUACGGUUCUUCCAGCACACACGCUUCUUUGAAAACUGCACCCUGAAUUUUCAGGGCACAUCUGGGGACACGGAGAGCAGUCUACUAGCAUACGUAGGGGAUUCUGUGUUGCUGGAAUGUCAGACUUCCUUGAAAGGACAACACCUGAUCUAUCAGUGGGUGUCCCCACACCAGGGAUAUAUUGCUCCGCCAGGCAAUAAUGGUACGUUACGUAUGCACCCUAACGGCAGCCUGGAAAUCUUGGCUGCACAGGUGGAGGACACAGGAGUUUACUGGUGCAUGGUGCAGGACCGCCACCAGCUUCGGAACGAGACAAGGGAACUGAAUGUGACAGUGACACUGCGCCGCCAUGAGGUUGAACAUUUCAACACAGGCUUCACAACCUUACUGGGCUGCGUGGUCAGCCUCGUGUUGGUCCUCAUGUACUUGUACCUGACACCUUGUCGCUGCUGGUGCCGCAAACAGCCUCCUCCCGCUACACCCAGCCCAGCCAACGAGUGCAGUGCCCAGUCCUCUAUCCUGACACCCACACCUCCUGCAACCACCGAGGGCCCAGGCCGCAAGGUCAGUAACAACAAGCAUGUGGUCUUUCUGGAGCCAAUCAAGGAGGCGCAGAACGGGAGGCCGAGGGCAGCCCUGGCCUCCGAGCAUCCCAAGCUGCAGGUGCUUCGAAGUGAUGCCGACUCUGUCACCUCUGUCUUCUCAGACUCCCCAAUUGUGCCAUAG
Messenger RNA from Chanos chanos (milkfish), 1479 nucleotides. It is a transcript of the gene amigo3, whose product is annotated as adhesion molecule with Ig-like domain 3. NCBI's taxonomy places the organism in Eukaryota, Metazoa, Chordata, Actinopteri, Gonorynchiformes, Chanidae. The record is from RefSeq and is a predicted model, not a curated record. Gene Ontology annotation, cellular component: membrane. Bases 1 to 1479 code for a protein of 492 amino acids. The transcript has a single exon. Gene Ontology annotation, biological process: brain development. Gene Ontology annotation, molecular function: protein binding.